Acanthopagrus latus (yellowfin seabream) is the source of this 5315-nucleotide messenger RNA. Its product is annotated as zinc finger MIZ domain-containing protein 2-like. Gene Ontology annotation, molecular function: zinc ion binding; SUMO ligase activity. Gene Ontology annotation, biological process: regulation of transcription by RNA polymerase II; protein sumoylation. The transcript is spliced from 21 exons. The record is from RefSeq and is a predicted model, not a curated record. NCBI's taxonomy places the organism in Eukaryota, Metazoa, Chordata, Actinopteri, Spariformes, Sparidae. The coding region runs from base 489 to 3338 and encodes 949 amino acids.
GCUUUCUCCUCUCCAACCUGCUGGUCUCACCGGCAGCAAUGCGGAGGAAACCCAGUGUUGCGGCUCUAUCACCGGACUCUUGGCCGUGGAUCCACCGCAGUGAUUAAUGUCGCUUCUUGUUUCUCUCCGCUGUGAGCACCGUGGAGCUGCGGGGGAUGGUGUCGCCUCCUGAAGCCGGAUAAUCAGACGCAGAGGCCGGCGGCAGGACAGGCUAGCUGGCUGGAGUUAAAGCCAGGGCUGCUGGGAGAAUCUCGGCCUCCGUGCUGGAUUUUAUCGGAAUAUUUUUGGAUAUUUACGACGUGUUUGACCCGGUUCUUCAGGCCGAGGUGGUGGACUGAUCUGGCUUUGUGUUUGCUCGGUCCUGGAUGCCCCGGAGGCCCGGAGGAGCUCGGACUGCGCAGCCCGGAGCAGUGCUCGGACACCGGGGAAGUAGAGCAGGAGUUUGUCUGUCUGCCUGAUCGGACCCUGGUGGGCCAGCCCCUCCCAGCAUGAACCCUCUGAACCAGAUGAAGGCUGGACUGGCCAACAACCCACACAGUGAGGGUUCGUACCCCUACGACCCCUCCAGCUGGCAGCAGCCCACCAAUCAGCCCACAGGAUCCCUCUCCGUGGUAACCACCGUGUGGGGAGUGACCAAUCCCUCGGCCAGCCAGGGUCUGGGUGGUGGGGUGAUGGGUCCCGGAGCCAACCCAGGCGGGGGGCCCAUGAUGCAGGGCCCCGGAGGUCCAGGCAUGGCCGGAGGACCAGGAGGCUAUAUGGGCCAGCAGGGCUACGGAGAGCCCAGCAAAGGCUACAUGAACCAGGGCAUGUACGGCCGGACGAGUGGGGGAUACGCUGGAGGACCGGGAGGAUACACCGGGAGCUACCCGUCCAACCCCGGAGGCUCCAGAGGGUCAGCUGACUUCACUCAGGCUGCUGCCGCCGCCGCCGUCGCUGCUGCUGCUGCCACGGCAACCGCCACUGCAACUGCAACCGUCGCUGCCAUCCAGGAGAAACAAAACCAGGAAAUGAACUAUGGACAGAUGGGAGGUCCAGCCUAUAACAACCAGUUCAUGGCCCACUCGGGCCCCCGCGGCCCCCCUGGUAUGGCUCCUGGAGGCAUGGGUCCUGUUCCAGGACCUACACGAGGCCCUCCCUCAAUGGGCCACAUGUAUGGACCUGGAGGCGGCCCCCAGAGGGUCCCACAGCAUCCAAGCUACGGCCCUGGACCACAGCAGGGCCAUCUGAGGCCCCCACAGGGUCUCAAACGGCCCUACAGCUCUGAGUCAUUCCCUGGAAUGUCUCAGCAGUACGGCAUCCCAGUCGGUUCCAGUGUGAACGUGAUGUCAGGUCCUGGCAGUGCCGGCGGUUCAAUUCCAGGUUCGGGUGGAGGCGGUCAUGGCGGCCCCGGCCCGUACUCUGGCCCCAACAUGCAGUACCAUCCAGGUGCUGGAGGUCCAGGCCCCGCCCCACAACGCUCCGGAUCCUCCCCCUCCUAUCAGAGCCAUAAGAUGCCCCUCCCACAGUAUCCCCCCUCUGGACCCCCUAACUCGCAGUACUACAAGCAGGAACAGUUUAAUGGUCAGGGUGGAGGGUUAAACACUCUGACAGCAGGGGGCGCUGCUGGUGUCUACAACUCCUUUAACCAGCCAUCUGGGCCGGGUCGAGGGUUGCCAGGUUACCCCUCCUCGCCGGUUCCUGGAAACCCGACCCCCCCCCUCACCCCCAGCAGCUCCAUGGCCCCGCCCUACAUGUCGCCCGGCAACAGUGACGUCAAGCCGCCGCCCUCUUCCUUCCUGCCUGACAUCAAACCCAACAUGGCUGGCCUGCCCCCCCCUCCGCCUACAGGUAACCCUAGUGACGACCUGCGGCUGACCUUCCCGGUGCGUGACGGUGUGGUCCUAGAGCCCUUCAGAUUAGAGCACAACCUGGCUGUGAGCAACCACGUCUUCCAGCUGAGAGACUCUGUCUACAAAACACUCAUCAUGAGACCGGACCUGGAGCUCCAGUUUAAGUGUUACCACCACGAGGAUCGACAGAUGAACACUAACUGGCCCGCUUCUGUCCAGGUGAGUGUGAAUGCGACUCCUCUCACCAUCGAGCGAGGUGACAACAAAACUUCCCAUAAACCUUUGUACCUGAAGCAAGUCUGCCAACCGGGCAGGAACACCAUCCAGAUCACUGUGACGGCCUGCUGCUGUUCUCACCUGUUUGUCCUCCAGCUGGUUCAUCGUCCGUCGGUGCGCUCGGUGCUGCAGGGUCUGAUGAAGAAGCGGCUGCUGCCUGCAGAACACUGUGUCACCAAGAUAAAGAGGAACUUCAGCAGUGGUUCCAUCCCCGGGACCCCUGGGUUAAAUGGAGAGGACGGCGUGGAGCAGACCGCCAUCCGAGUCUCGUUAAAAUGUCCGAUCACUUUCCGCCGCAUCCAGCUGCCUGCCAGAGGUCAUGACUGCAGACACAUACAGUGUUUUGAUCUGGAGUCGUACCUGCAGCUCAACUGUGAGAGAGGAACAUGGAGAUGUCCUGUGUGCAAUAAAACGGCUCUGUUGGAGGGACUGGAGGUGGAUCAGUACAUGAUGGGGAUCCUCAUCUACGUUCAGAACUCAGAGUACGAGGAGAUCACCAUCGACCCGGUGUGCAGCUGGAAGCCGGUCCCUGUGAAGCCCGACAUCCAUGUGAAGGAGGAGUCUGACGGUCCGGUGUUGAAGCGCUGCCGGACCCUCAGCCCGAGUCACAUGGUCCUUCCCAGUGUCAUGGAGAUGAUUGCAUCACUAGGCCCCGCCCCUUCCUCUGCCGCCUCCUCCUCCCCGAUGCCCUACCCCUCCCUGCCUACAGGGGGCGGCAGCAACAGCGGCAACACGCCGGACUACCCCGGAGCAGCUCCGUCCUAUCCUGCUCAGUCUGGCGGCUUCUCGGACUUCACCGGCCCCGGGACUCCGGGGGUCGGGGGGGACUUCUCCUCUCCUGGGCCUCCCCCUCUCUCCUACCAGUCUGAGCUCUCCAGUGCCCUCCUCACCCCCGACAAACCCCCCCCUCACCCGCUGGCUGGACAGAUGUCAGUCUCAGGCCGGCUGGACUCCACUUCCCAUGGUGCUCCUCUCUCCCAGCAGCAAUCGCAGGGUCUCCACAGCAACCCCCAACUUGGGGGCAGCAACCAGAUGAUGCAGCGUAGCAACCAGAACCCCCGUCUCCAAGGCGACGGCUCCUUCGGUCUCGGGGGGUCCGCGGAGGUUCCAGAACCGACUCUGGAUCUGCUUCCUGAGCUGACCAACCCGGACGAGCUGCUGUCGUACCUCGGACCUCCAGACCUCCCGAACAACAACAACGACGACCUGCUGUCGCUGUUCGAGAACAACUGAACACACACAUGUACACACACGCACACACACACACACACAGCAGAAUAAGACUUUACUGUAACAUAUGAACUCUUCUCUGCUCGCCCACCAACAUGACGGGCGGGCCAACAUGGCCGCCGUCUGCACAGGACGGAGCAGACGAUUUAAAGAAAACAACUUUUAAAUAUGAAAGUCUUUGAUGUGACGAUGAACUCGAUGGUGACUUUAUUUUAUUGUUUUUUAUCCUCCAACUGUAUUUUGAUGCUUCAUCUUUCAUUCCCAAUCGAAAACCUUCAAACUCUUUCAAGAGACGACCACACACACACACACACACACACACACACACACACACACACACACAGCAGUAAAUGUGCAGUGUGUUUCUGCUCUGAAUGAGUUUUAAUGUGAUGCUAUAAAAAGAGGAAGUUGAGCUUUAAAGGAGCAGUUUGUCUGUUUUUACAGACCUGUUGUCUUUGUUUCUCAGACCAGAAGUUUACAUUCAGCCACAGCGUCAUGACGUUAAAACACAAAUCUGCAGCGAGUGAAUGGAAGGUGUUUGUUCUGUCACGUGACCAAACAGAAUCAUUUCAAACCGUCUGAUCGGUCCGUGUGAGAAGAUCAUCCCCUGCAGACACGUCAGUGUUUCAGGAUUGUUGAUGGUCAACAGCAGGAAACAGUCGUUUAUCUUUUAGUCUGUGAAAAAAUGUCCAUCCAGGUUUGUUAGACAUCAACGUGACGUCUUCAAAUGUUCAAACAGUCUAAAACCCAAAGAGGUGCUGAGGAAGCUGGAAACAGAAUUUAGACAUUUUUUACUAUUUUUGCUCGAUAAAUGAACUGACUUGUAGUUUGUUGUCUCCUCACUGCUGUGCACAAUAACCCACCAGAGACAGACGGCUCACACUGUUGGAAGGAAAAGUUUUGUAAUAUUUUGUGAGCAAACUGUUUUUAUUCUUCUCCUGGAGUUUCUGAGCCUCCAGCAGGAGCAACAGAGUCAGAGACAGCAGAGCACAUGAAGGGAAUCAUGAGCAGGAUCCUCUUUCAGCGCUCACAUGAGAACAUGUCCUGAAAACACCUGAUCCAGGUUCAGUUUGUUGGUGAGAAAUGAAGAAACAGAAACCUUAAAGGAGCAGUUCACCCACACUCAGUCCUCUCGUCCUCCAGUCUGCAGGAGAGAACAUCUGACAACUUGAUCUCAGACCAGAUUUAUUAGGAUGAAGUCUUCACUGGAGCGGCAGAUUUAACAGUAUUAGCAUGCCGCCAAUCUGAACUUUUUUGUGUGAACUGUUCCUUUAUCACGCUGCUGAUCACAUGUUCAGAGAGCUGAAUGUUCAUGUUGAGUCAAAUGGUAACAGCCUCAGUCUGAGCUCACAGCGUGUUGAUCAUUUGUCUGAUCGAUCGACGAUCUGACGUCUGAUCAGCUCGUGUGUCCGUCAGCGCGGCUGCUCUCUGACGUGUCAUCGACCAGUCAGCUGGUUUAAAGUACGCGUGGCUGAGUGUAAACGACAGUUUAUGAACUCGUCUGUUUUUUUUCUCAGAUUUGAGACACUUUGAUCUGAAAAAGUGUAAAUGGGGCCAAAACCUUUUUUGCAGCGGUGUCACUUUAAUCUCAGCUCUGGAACUUUGUACCAGGAGGGUCGUCGCUCUUUAACUCGCUCCCGCCGCUCUGAGAGCAGCGACGGAGCUCAGGGCAGCAACACGACAGCAGAAUCAGUCCUGAGUUGUUGAGAAAGUUGCUGCUAUUGCCUCAAACUGCUGCCCAGAGAUCAGUCUGCUGCUGCUGGUGGAGACAGAGGGUCCAUCUUCCUCCUCCUCCUCCUCCUCCUCCUCACUCUGUAUGUUGUAAAGUGACUAGAGUCCAGACAGUUGUGUCGUCUCCAUGUCCCAGUGAGUCCGCUGGAAGAAUCAAACUGUACAUGAUCACACUGUAUGAUUCAGUAAUGAUGCUAAUAACAGUAAUAAUAAUAACCUUUGUAAUUUAAUAAACACACUGGAAAGACA